Molecule: messenger RNA, 747 nt
Organism: Chaetura pelagica (chimney swift)
Lineage: Eukaryota; Metazoa; Chordata; Aves; Apodiformes; Apodidae
Product: diacylglycerol O-acyltransferase 2-like
Exons: 5
Coding region: 1-747 (248 amino acids)
Biological process (GO): lipid metabolic process
Cellular component (GO): endoplasmic reticulum membrane
Source: RefSeq, a predicted model, not a curated record
AUGAAAACCAUCAUUGCAGCCUGUUCCCAAAACCUGAGUGGCAGCCGUGCCAGCAUCCAGAGAGCCCUGCGCACCCUGCUGGUCUCACCUUGGCCCUCGCGGUGGGACCUGAGCUCCUGGCUCCAGCUCCUCUCCGUCCUGCAGUGGGUGCUCAGCUUCCUGCUGCUGGGUGAGCUGAGGGGGCUCUGGGGGAGGGUCCUGGGGGUGGGGGGAGGCCUGUGCCCGGUGACACGCCGCGCCAUCGGGUACCUGCUGUCCCAGAACGGCACGGGCAACGCGGUGACCAUCGUCAUCGGCGGCGCGGCCGAGUCGCUCUCCUGCCGCCCCGGCGUCACCACCCUCAUCCUCAGGAAGCGCAAGGGCUUCGUCCGCAUGGCCCUGCAGCACGGGGCACACCUGGUCCCGUCCUUCUCCUUCGGGGAGAACGACCUGUUCCGCCAGGUGGUGUUUGAGGAGGGCACCUGGAUGAGGAGCAUCCAACAGCGCUUCCAGAAGAUUAUGGGCUUUGCUCCUUGUGUCUUCUACGGCCGGGGUCUCACCUCUGUCCAGUCCUGGGGCUUCCUCCCCUACCCCAGGCCCAUCACCACCGUGGUGGGGGAGCCAGUGAUGGUGCCCAAGAUCAAGAACCCAAGCCCUGAGGUGGUGGACAUGUACCACGAGAUGUACAUCAGCUCCCUGCUCAAGCUCUUCCAUGAGAACAAGACCAAGUACGGGCUGUCAGAGGCGGACGAGCUGCACAUCCUCUGA